Messenger RNA from Clunio marinus, 600 nucleotides. NCBI's taxonomy places the organism in Eukaryota, Metazoa, Arthropoda, Insecta, Diptera, Chironomidae. The record is from the annotation of a GenBank genome assembly.
AUGAAGAAAGAUUUUUAUUUUGAUCAAAGGUUCACCGUAUAUGUAAGCGUGUUUGCAAUAUCUUUUAUUGCAACAGCUCUUGCACUAUAUACGGCAGCUUAUAACAGGUUAAUCAACAGUCCAACGACUACUCCUGAAGCAAUUGCCAUAGCAACAUUUCUCUUAAUCGUUUUUGUAACAGUUUACUCAAUUUAUUUGAUAUAUUUCGUUAUUUAUUUGGCUGCUGGUACUCUCCUGAUCAGAUCUGUCAAGAGAAGGACGUACGCGAAUAUGAUGUUAUACAUGGUCAUACUUGUUAUUGGAAUAAUUGUUUCAUUUCUUCAAUUAUUUUCUUAUUCUAUUCCUGGAGUUGUUGUCGCAUUACUGACUUUGGCUCUGAAUAUUUACCUCUUGAUCUGCAUUUAUUCUCUUUAUGAUUUGUUCAGAAAUGAAGAGCUGAAUCGUGUACAAAGACAACAAGAACAAUCCCAACAACCUUCUUCCUUUAAUCAACCUACAGUUGUUUAUCUUCAAAAUGAGGAAUCAAAUCAACAAGUAUCAUUUCAAAAUUCACCAACAGCACCUCAACUAUCACCACCAGUAGUUAAUAAGAAAUAUUGA